UUGAGCAGCUAAACUUUAAACCUUAAACAUCAAAGCUCUCUAUCAUAAGAAUAUAGUUCCACGUGUCGUUUGCAUUGACCCUUUAUAGCUAAAGAGAUCUCAUUGUUUACUUUUAAUCUCUGAUUUUGCACUCCCACAAAAUAGCAUCUUUAUAGGAAAUAGUGAUAAAUGCCUUGCACCCGAAAGAAAGAAAAAAAGUGCAAAGGCAUCAACUAAAAUGCGUUGAUAUGCUAUGGUCCAGAACAGACGAUAUUCAUGCUGCCAACAUCAUAUACCACAGACAAGGCAAUUUUAAAACCAGAUACAAAUCAGUAUGUAAUAAUAAAGACAACGAUGUGUUUAAACAGAACAUAACCAUUUUACCUCUCAUCCUAAGCUAACCUUAAAUGCCUAUACUCUAGAUGGGUCCAACAAUAGAUGACCACUAGGGUUGCAGGAAGAGGAAUCCAAUAGUCUACAUCGACAAAGGAUGUCACCAUUUAUUAGGACCUUUGUCUGUUUCUAGAGAUAUAUUAUAAAGUUAGAUGAGAAGACCAUGGGUAAAUUAUGAUAUUCCAGCUCUUCUUCCCUGUACUAUAUGUCUACAGUUGCACUGAUCAAUAAGGUUCACCUUAAUUACCUAGAAGGACAUCAAUGUUAAAAACAAAAGGGUCCCCAAUUUGAAUAAGAAAUUCAAAUUAAAAUUCAAAACAGUAAACCCGGAAGUACAAUAUACAGCUCCAAUCUUGUAUCAACUAUUAAUUGCAUCAGAAGAAACCAAAACCACGAAAGGCCUAUGAAAUAGUUACAAGAAAUUUUUCACUUGUGUAAUUCCAAUCUAUUGACCUAUACUCUCCAUUUUUAAUUUCUUCUUUUUUGGGGAAGCAAGCACAUCACGUAAUCAUGUACUUAUUCCACCAGAGAAGCAUACAAGGACACAGUGGUCCAUCUCCCGACUUUUCUUCCUCUUUUUAAACACUUCAAAAAACAUUCAUUCCAUACCCCCAAAGCCCAUCCUUCAACAUUGCUUCCUAACCAGAAAUCCACCAUCAUCUUCCCACGAAUACAACUUAAAGCUUUACCAGAAAAUGGAGGGUCAGAGAACACAACGCCGGGGUUACUUGAAAGACAAGGCUACAGUCUCCAACCUUGUUGAAGAAGAAAUGGAGAAUGGCAUGGAUGGAGAAGAGGAGGAUGGAGGAGACGAAGACAAAAGGAAGAAGGUGAUGGAAAGAGUUAGAGGUCCUAGCACUGACCGUGUUCCAUCGCGACUGUGCCAGGUCGAUAGGUGCACUGUUAAUUUGACUGAGGCCAAGCAGUAUUACCGCAGACACAGAGUAUGUGAAGUACAUGCAAAGGCAUCUGCUGCGACUGUUGCAGGGGUCAGGCAACGCUUUUGUCAACAAUGCAGCAGGUUUCAUGAGCUACCAGAGUUUGAUGAAGCUAAAAGAAGCUGCAGGAGGCGCUUAGCUGGACACAAUGAGAGGAGGAGGAAGAUCUCUGGUGACAGUUUUGGAGAAGGGUCAGGCCGGAGAGGGUUUAGCGGUCAACUGAUCCAGACUCAAGAAAGAAACAGGGUAGACAGGAAACUUCCUAUGACCAACUCAUCAUUCAAGCGACCACAGAUCAGAUAAACCCUCCCGCUCUCUCUCUUCUGUCAUCUACAUAUGCUCUAUCUACACUCUUAUUAGACAAAUAAUGGCAUCUAACAAUGUCAAGAAAAGUUGGUCAUGGUAUUAAAUCCUACACGGAUAUAUAACUAUAAACCUCUAGUCCCCUCUAUGCUGUCCUGUAAUGAAUAUCUAUCCGGAAAUGUAUUCGCAUAGUCUUGCGUCUAAUAAUGUUUAUUGAUUUUGUAGGUUUGAUUAUAUAUGAUUGUAAUGUGUUUUUUAC
This is a messenger RNA of Arabidopsis thaliana (thale cress), 1872 nucleotides long. RefSeq names its product squamosa promoter binding protein-like 5 (gene SPL5). NCBI's taxonomy places the organism in Eukaryota, Viridiplantae, Streptophyta, Magnoliopsida, Brassicales, Brassicaceae. Gene Ontology annotation, cellular component: nucleus; cytoplasm. The transcript is spliced from 2 exons. Gene Ontology annotation, molecular function: DNA binding. The record is from RefSeq and is marked reviewed. Gene Ontology annotation, biological process: positive regulation of DNA-templated transcription. The coding region runs from base 1068 to 1613 and encodes 181 amino acids.